GUGGGGCGGGCUCAGGGUGGCCGGGAGACCCGACGCAUGCGCGCUUCCGGCGCGAGCGCGACCAGUGACCAUGGUGGCGGCGGCGGCGGCGGCGCAGGCCCUCUCGGGCGCGCGGCGGCUGCGGCUCUUCCUCUCCACGCUGAAGCCCGGGGUCCACGUUCCCCAGGCUGAGCCCGUGGCUGCGUUCAGCUCCUCUGUGACCUCCGCCAAAGUGGCUGUGAACGGCGUCCACCUGCACUACCUGCGGACUGGAGGUGGAGAGCACGCGGUCCUGCUGCUCCCAGGAAUGUUGGGAAGUGGAGAGACUGAUUUUGGACCUCAGAUUGAGAACCUGAAUAAGAAGCUCUUCACGGUGGUUGCCUGGGAUCCCCGAGGGUACGGACAUUCCAGACCCCCAGAUCGAGAUUUCCCAGUAGAAUUUUUUGAAAGGGAUGCAAAAGAUGCUGUUGAUUUGAUGAAGAUGCUGAAGUUUAAGAAGGUCUCUUUGCUGGGGUGGAGUGAUGGUGGGAUAACAGCCCUCAUUGCAGCUGCAAGAUACCCGUCCUACAUCAACAAGAUGGUGAUCUGGGGGGCCAACGCCUACGUGACCGACCAGGACGAGGAGAUUUAUCGGGGUAUCCGAGACGUGUCUAAAUGGAGUGAGAGAACAAGAAAGCCUCUGGAAGCCCUCUAUGGGUUCGACUACUUGGCCAGAACCUGUGAAAAGUGGGUGGAUGGCAUAAAGCAGUUUAAGCAUCUUCCAGAUGGUAACAUCUGUCGGCACCUGCUGCCCCUGGUUCAGUGCCCCACCCUAAUCGUGCACGGUGAGAAGGACCCUCUGGUCCCGAGCUUCCAUGCCGACUUCAUACACAAACACGUGAAGGGGUCACGCCUUAAAUAUGUACACAUCAGAGGAGAACCUGUUAUUCAGAAUCACAAAACAGCAGCGUCUGCCAAGCCAGCUGUGUUGGUGGCCCAUUCGAUUAAAUGGCAGAGACACAUUCCUUGUCUGUGUAGCCCCGUUUCUGCCAGCCAGCCUGGGGACGCCAGAGAACCUAAUAAGACAUGUCAGCAGAAAUUCUGUUCUUCGAUCCCAUUUGUUUUUAUAUGGAACAGAAAUUUAUAAUUUAAAUACUUUGGCUGACACGGGAGCCAGCUUCUGCUGGUGCUUAUAUCAAGAUGAAAAUUCCACGUUGAGCAAGCUCAGAAUUUCCUUGAUAUGCAGUGAUGCACAUCCUGAAGGAGAAAAUGGGAUGUGACCAGGAGCUGGUGGCCUGGCUUUGUUUUUUUUAAGCAAAUCUACUGGAAAAUAAACACCCAGGUGAGCCUUGAUCCCUUCAGAGACUGUAUAUGAAUUCCAGAGCUGCUGUCAUUAGUCAGGACGUCUUUGGAAUUGUACAGAAUUCUUUGGAAAUUGGCGUUGUUAGUGACCUAAGAACACCCUCCCACCCCCCCGCCCCCGCCCUGACCCUCCAUGAGCCGAUUCCGAUGCCCUGCAGGCCAGCCCUGCCUGGUAGGUCAGCAGUGGUCCCUGAGCUGAGAGUCCCCACGGUCCAGCAGGGAGAGUAGAAACAGCUCCUCUACCUCCUAAUCAUACUAGUUAUUCCGUGAUCGAUUUUAACAAAUGUCUCAGAGAAUUUUUAAAUGUGGGAGACACGCUUCUUAUUCUGCAGUAAAACAGCAUUCCUACAAUUCCUGUCUAAUUCCUGUGUCCAAAGAGCAUUUUAUAUUUAGAAGGCAUUUCACAUAUGAUUACAUACUUCACAACAGCCUUAUGGGAAAAGAUUUUGUCCCAAUUUACAGAUGAGAAAAUCAAGGCUGAGACGUGUUAAGUAAUCUUCCAAGGUCGCGUGGCUAGUAAACGACAAAUCCUGGGUUUUUCCUCCUAAUACGGUGCGUUCCCCCACAGCACAGCCGCCUCUCGUGAACAUACUCUCCUUUUAAUAUGACGGUAAGAUGCCUGUGCUGCGCGCUCGCUG
Orcinus orca (killer whale) is the source of this 1958-nucleotide messenger RNA. It is a transcript of the gene BPHL, whose product is annotated as biphenyl hydrolase like. NCBI's taxonomy places the organism in Eukaryota, Metazoa, Chordata, Mammalia, Artiodactyla, Delphinidae. The coding region runs from base 71 to 1105 and encodes 344 amino acids. The record is from RefSeq and is a predicted model, not a curated record. The transcript is spliced from 7 exons.